GGUUUGGUUCCUUCUACUUUGUGGAAGAUCGAUAGGAUAAACAUGGAAGGUCCAUACUUGGGCAUAAUAGUGCCAAAUGCCUUUGAGAUGAAUCCUCUAUUGCAAUCUGGCACCUUUGUGCCUGAUCAUAAGCUUCCUUACCUUGAUUUUUCAGGAAGAAGGUUUCGAAUUGGACGGUUGAGAAAUGAAAAGGUUAUUGUUGCUAUGACAGGGUUGAGCAUGCUAAAUGCAGGGACAGCUACACACUUGCUGCUGAGUUUAUUCAAGGUGAAGGGAGUAUUGCACUAUGGAAUAGCAGGAAAUGCAAAUCCUAAGCUUCAGAUUGGGGAUGUAACCAUCCCUCAGUUUUGGGCUCAUACUGGCCUUUGGAACGGACAGAGGUACGGAGAUGGGCCUGAAGAUGGGCUAGCACUAGAAUCAAAUGGAGACCACACCAGAGAAAUCGGUUACCUUAGGGUCUCUGAUUACAACAGCAGCACACAAUGCAAUAUUUCUUCAGAGAAUCUGCUCAACAACGUCUGGUAUCAACCCGAAGAGAUUUUCCCAGUGGAUGGGGAUCCUGAACUUAGGCGACAUGCUUUCUGGGUUCUGGUCAACCACCUCUACUUGGCCAUCGCAGAGAUAAAAGGUUUGAGACUCGGUGGAUGCGUGAAUGGGACAUGCUUGCCGAGACCAGAGAUGGUGGUGAGGGUAGAAAGAGGGAUAAGCUCGAAUAUGUUUGUGGACAACAGAGCUUAUCGUGAGUUCUUCAACUCCAAGUUCAAUGCAACGGCAAUCCACAUGGAGAGGGCUGCAGUUGCCCUUGUCUGUCACCAACAGAACAUGCCUUUCAUUGCAUUCAGAUCCUUGUCUGAUUUAGCUGGCGGGGGUUCUGCCUUGUCCAAUGAAGCCUCUCUGUUUGCCGCUUUGGCUGCUCAAAAUGCAGUUGAUGUUCUCAUUGGCUUCACUUCCUUAAUCCCCGAAAGCAAAACCAAGAUCAAAUGAACUGAAAGAUGGCACACCAAAGAAGCAGAAGCAGUGUAACUGUAAACAUUCUAGGUGUCUGAAACUGUACUGUGAGUGCUUUGCAUCUGGCAUAUAUUGUGAUGGGUGCAACUGUGUUAAUUGUUAUAACAAUGUUGAGAAUGAAACUGCAAGACGAGAUGCUAUUGAAGCAACUUUGGAGCGCAAUCCAAAUGCAUUCAGACCAAAAA
Messenger RNA from Hibiscus syriacus, 1193 nucleotides. Its product is annotated as bark storage protein A-like. Gene Ontology annotation, molecular function: catalytic activity. The record is from RefSeq and is a predicted model, not a curated record. The transcript has 7 exons. Bases 43 to 984 code for a protein of 313 amino acids. Lineage: Eukaryota; Viridiplantae; Streptophyta; Magnoliopsida; Malvales; Malvaceae. Gene Ontology annotation, biological process: nucleoside metabolic process.